AUGUCCUUCUCUCAGUUCGGAUACCCCUACAGCACCACUUCACAGUUCUUCGUGCCCGCCAGCCCCAGCACGACCUGCUGCGAGGCCGCCCCCCGCUCCGGGCCGGAUGCCUCCUCGGCGCCGGCCGCCGCCUCCCUGUGCUGCGCCCCGUACGAGAGCCGGCUGCUGGCGCCCGGCCGCGCCGAGCUCAAUGCGGCGCUGGGCAUGUACAGCGCCCCGUACGCCGCCGGCCAGGGCUACGGCAACUACCUGCCCUACGGUGCCGAGCCCGCCGCGCUCUACACCGCGCUGAACCCCCAGUAUGAAAUCAAAGACGGCGCCGGCACGUUGCACUCGGGAAUCGCGCAGCCCGCUACCUACUACUCCUACGAUCAUUCCUUGGGGCAGUACCAGUACGACAGGUACGGGACGGUGGAUUUCGGUGGUUCAGCCAGACGCAAAAAUGCAACGCGAGAGACGACGAGUACUCUCAAGACCUGGCUGUACGAGCACCGCAAAAACCCCUACCCCACCAAAGGAGAGAAAAUCAUGCUGGCUAUCAUCACUAAAAUGACCCUGACGCAAGUGUCCACUUGGUUUGCUAACGCCAGACGGAGGCUUAAGAAAGAAAACAAAAUGACCUGGUCUCCCAAGAACAAAGCCGGGGAAGAGAGGAAAGAAGAAACCCCGAGGGAAGAGGAUGAAUACAGUGCGGAAGGUGAAGGCAGAGAGCAGAAGAGCUACAAGGAGGACAAGGACCUGCGCUUCAGCGACCUGGAGGAGGAGGAAGAGGAGGAGGAGGAGGAGGAGGCGGGGAAGCCGGAGAAGGGCCGGACCAGCUCCCUGCAGGAAGCCCCCAGCCUGGGCGCGGCGCUGCCCGAGGCUCCGCGGAGCGACUGCAGCCUGCCCGGCCCCUUCCACGCCUUUCCUUGUGCCAAGGCCCCCGCCGCGGACUUCGCCCCCGCCUCCUUGGCCGGCCCGCCGCCGCCCUACGCGCCCGCGGAGAAGCCGCGCAUCUGGUCUCUGGCGCGCACCGCCGGGGCCAGCGCGGCGCGCAGGGGCAGCCCCGAGGGCCGCGGCGCGGAGGGAGGCGGCGGCGCGGCGGGGGAGCAGCCCCUGCCCGCCAAGGCCUUCCGGAGCUCCGCUUUCAACCUGCAGCCGCUCCCGCGGAGCUGCGCGUCCCACCGCGGCCUGGGGGAGCCGUGCCAGUUCGCGGCGGCGGGCGAAGGCUUCGGGCGGGGCGCCAAGGGCGGCCCGGGAGGCACCGAGCUGGGUGGGACGUGCCUGGACAGGCUGCGGACGGCGUUCCGGCCCGUGCUGCGGAGGUGA
Agelaius phoeniceus (red-winged blackbird) is the source of this 1308-nucleotide messenger RNA. RefSeq names its product iroquois homeobox 6 (gene IRX6). Gene Ontology annotation, biological process: cell development; neuron differentiation; regulation of transcription by RNA polymerase II. Gene Ontology annotation, molecular function: DNA-binding transcription factor activity, RNA polymerase II-specific; RNA polymerase II cis-regulatory region sequence-specific DNA binding. The record is from RefSeq and is a predicted model, not a curated record. Lineage: Eukaryota; Metazoa; Chordata; Aves; Passeriformes; Icteridae. Gene Ontology annotation, cellular component: nucleus.